Molecule: messenger RNA, 949 nt
Organism: Lathyrus oleraceus (garden pea)
Lineage: Eukaryota; Viridiplantae; Streptophyta; Magnoliopsida; Fabales; Fabaceae
Product: NAC domain-containing protein 83
Exons: 3
Coding region: 86-811 (241 amino acids)
Biological process (GO): regulation of DNA-templated transcription
Molecular function (GO): DNA binding
Source: RefSeq, a predicted model, not a curated record
UGCAAACUUAACUCAUUCAUGUGCUUCUCUUCACCCUCACUUAAUUUGAGAAGAGUGAGUACAAUUUUCAGUGUUUAAUAAGCAAAUGGAAAAGCUGAACUUUAUUAAAAAUGGAGUGAGUAGAUUGCCUCCUGGUUUUCGUUUCCAACCGACGGAUGAAGAACUUGUUUUUCAGUAUUUGAAAUGUAAAAUCUUCUCAUGCCCCUUGCCAGCUUCCAUCAUUCCUGAGGUCAAUGUUUGCAAGUAUGAUCCUUGGGAUUUGCCAGGAGGCUGUGAUGAGCAUGAGAGGCACUUUUUCAGCUCCAAGGAAGCAAAAUAUAGAAAUAGUAAUAGGAUGAGUAGAACAACAAAAUGUGGAUAUUGGAAGGCGACAGGAUCAGACAAAAGAAUUUCAUCUUCAAGUUGUAAUGGCAUUGUUGGAAUAAGAAAAACCCUAGUUUUUUAUCAAGGAAAAUCACCAAAUGGUUGUAGAACUAAUUGGAUCUUGCAUGAAUAUCGUCUCGUCAACGUAGAAACUAGUUCUUCAAAUUCAACUCAGAAUUAUGGAAAUGAAAUUGGAGAUUGGCUUCUAUGUCGAUUAUCGACGAGGAAAAGAAAUUUAGAAUAUGGAAGCACUAGUACUCAUAAUAAUAAUAAUAAUAACAAUAACAAUAAUGCUACUCCGAAUUCGAGAUUAAUGUUUGAUUUUAUGAUGGUAAACAACAAGGCAUGUUCUUCUACUUCAUCUUCAUGUUCAAGUUCAAGUAACAACAACAUUGAGGUCUCUUCAAAUCUACAAGAUCAUGAACAAGAUUAUGCUGAACAUUUUUAAUUAAGCAGUGAAUAUUUUUAAUUAAUUAAUGUUAAUUUCUUUGCUUGUUUCCUAACUAUGAUCAUGAUGUUGUAAUAUGCUUAUACUCUUUGUUGUUUAAAAUAUUUAAUAUUAGUAUUUUCUUUGGACUUGUAUUAA